This is a messenger RNA of Naegleria lovaniensis, 5163 nucleotides long. RefSeq lists its product as uncharacterized. Gene Ontology annotation, molecular function: P-type transmembrane transporter activity; ATP hydrolysis activity; ATP binding. The transcript is spliced from 6 exons. The record is from RefSeq and is a predicted model, not a curated record. Gene Ontology annotation, cellular component: membrane. The coding region runs from base 1 to 5163 and encodes 1720 amino acids. NCBI's taxonomy places the organism in Eukaryota, Heterolobosea, Eutetramitea, Acrasida, Naegleriidae.
AUGAUGAAACGAAAGAAAAAUGAAAAACUCACUACUGAAGCAUCAUCACAAACAACAACAACUCGACUCGUACGACAAUUCAUUUUGUCCAAAUAUUCCAUUCCUCUCCAUGAAUUUCAUUCUCUACCCGAUGUAUCGAAAGGAGAUGAACAAGUUCAUGAAAUGGAGAGUUGUAUUGGAUUGAAAUUUUCAUGGCUUUGGUUCAUUCUCUUUUGGUUGGGUGUUGUGUUGAGUUUAGGUUCAUUAUUAUUACUUUGUUUUUGGUUCGAUUGGUUCAAGGAUCGAAUUCAACACAAUCGAAUUUAUAAAAAGAUGAAUCAUUCUAAUAAUACUACUACUACUACUAAUACUGAUAUUGUUAAUGAUGAUACUCCUACAAAUAGUAAUGAUGAUAAUAAUUCUAAUACUACUAAUAAUAAUCCCACUAACAAUCCUACGAAUAGUGAUCAUUUUGAAACACCAUUAUUUCAAAAUACUUCAUUUCGUCAAGCAGAUGCUGUUCUUAUCAAGGCAAAAGAGACACAUCAAAUUACGAUUUGCAAAAUUGAACAAGUGAAUGUGAGAGUGGAUAUUCAAACAUUACAUGAUUCAUUGAAACAACAAUUACAUCAUACAUCAAAUGAAAGUACCCAUACUAUAGAUUCAAAUCCAAAUACCCAUGCUAUAGAUUCAAAUCCAAGUACCCAUACUACAUCUUCAAAUCAAAGUACCAUUCAAGUAUCCAUUCGUUUAUUCAAAUAUAGAAAUUUAAAUUAUAUUUACAAUGAUGAAACCGAUCAAUUUCAAAGAGUUCAUCACAAUACUCUCUUACCAUUUGCAGAUUUACAUGAUCAUUUAACAAACUCUACAACCGAAUGGCAUGCAAGGAAUGAUUCUUCUCUCACUACUGAAUGCAAACAAGAUCAUUCCCAAAACAGACAUUUAAAGAAAUCUCUAUUUGGAGUGAAUACUAUUGAAACCAAAGUUAGAAAUGUCAUUUCUCUACUUUUAGAUGAAGUCUUACAUCCAUUCUAUUUAUUUCAAGUAGCAAGUGUUUGUGUAUGGUUGAGUGAAAAUUAUUACAUUUAUGCAGUUGCUAUUGCAGUCAUUUCUUCAAUAAGUUCUCUAUUGAGUAUGUGGGAAACUAGAAGUAAUAUGAUUAAAUUAAAAGAAAUGACAAGUUUUCAUUGUGGAGUGAAUCGAUUAAAUACAUGUAGUGUCAAUAUGAGAAUGACUCAAAGUAAUAGUAGCAGUCAAAGUAAUAAUCAUAGUAAUAGUAGUAGUCAAAGUAAUAAUCAUAGUAAUAAUAGUCAAAGUAAUAGUAGUAGUCAAAGUAAUAAUAGUCAAAGAAGUAGUCAAAAUGAUCAACAGACUUUCAACAAGAAUGUCAUUCAUAAUCCGAAUAAUAGUCAUAAUAAUCAUUUUAAUACUUUUUGGACUCGAUAUCAUUCUAAAAAAAAAGUACUAGUGAAACAUCGUAUAGAUUCGACACUCUUAUUACCAGGUGAUUUCAUUGAAAUUGAAAAUGAAAUGAUUUUACCAUGUGAUUGUGUACUUGUUCAUGGAAGUGUCAUUAUGAAUGAAAGUAUGCUCACUGGUGAAUCUACACCUACAAAGAAAGUAUCAAUUCCAAAAUCAAAUUCACAAAAAGAAGUUUACAAUUCAAAGCGUGAUAAGAGUCAUACUCUCUUUUCAGGUACUCAAGUCAUCAUGACAAAACCAAGUACAUUGAAUGUUGUUGAUGAAAUUACUCACCACAGUGGAGAAACAAGUCAUAAUAAGGAAAUAGUUAUUGCAAUGGUUACUCAAACUGGAUUUCAAACUGCAAAAGGAAAAUUAGUUUUAUCUAUUUUGCAUCCAAAACCAAAUCAAUUUUCAUUUUACAGUGAUUCUAUGAAAUUUUUGUUAUUCAUGUUUUUAUUUGGAUUGGCUGGAAUUAGUUAUAGUUUAUAUAAUCAGGCUAUUAAGAAUGCACCUAUUCGAGAAAUGAUUACAGGAUGUUUUGAUCUCAUUACUACCAUUGUACCACCUGCAUUACCCAUUGCCAUGACCACAACUGUAUCAUUGGCCAUUUCAAGAUUAAAGAAAAAGGGAAUCUUUUGCAUUAGUCCUCCAAGAAUUAAUGUGAGUGGUCGAGUGAAUUUAGCAUGUUUUGAUAAGACCAAUACAUUGACAAGAGAUGGAUUAGAUUUACAUGGAGUGGUAGAAGUGAAAAUGACGAAACAUCAAAAUAUGAUGAUGAAUGGAUGUAUUAGUAGUACUACUCCAACUAGUCCAACUAGUACCACUACUCCAAUCAGUAAUGAUGAUCAUAUUAAUCCAAUCAUUAAUGAUCAUUCUACUCCCAAAAUGAAUCAUUCUACUCACAAUAUGAGUUAUAACCACACUUCACAAUUUUCAUCUCUUAUCAAAGAUAAGGAUUUAUUAACCAAUCUUUCUUCUUCGUCAUUACUCGUACAAUGUAUGGCCACAUGUCAUAAUUUAUCCAAUGUAUUUGGCAAGUUAGUAGGUGAUCCAUUAGAUGUGAAAUUAUUUGAAGCCACUCGAUGGAAAUUAUUAGAACCUAUUGGAGGAGGAGGAGGAGGUCAUAAUGCUACUACUAUUAAUACUACCAGUACUACUACCAGUACUACCACUACUAUUAAUACUGCGACUACCACUACUACUGAUACAUUACAUUCAACAAGUCCGAGUUCAUUGAACCAGAAUUCUCACCACACCAUCAUUUCAUCUCAAAAUGAUUCUAUUCAAUAUUCAAUUCUCAAAGUAUUUGAUUUCAAAUCAAGUCUUCAACGAAUGUCUGUCAUUGCACAAAACAAACAAACUGGAGAUUUACAUUUCUUUGUGAAAGGUUCAGCAGAAAUGUUAAAAACACUCUCUCAUUCUGAUACCAUUCCUAAUGACUUUUCACAAGUCUUGUAUAAAUAUUCACAUAAGGGUUAUCGAGUAUUGGGAUGUGCCACUCGAAAAGUCUGUAUUCGAGAUUUGUUAUUCAUUUUAAAUGAUAGUAGUUUGGAUUCUACAAGGUCUAACAAUGAUGACACAAGACAAGAUUCUUCAAGUCAUCAUGAUCUUUAUCAAAAACAAAGAAAUGAAAUUGAUCUCUUAAUUUCUCAAUAUGCUGAUAAGUUAUUAAGAGAAGAAGUAGAAUCUAAUCUUUGUUUUCUUGGAUUAAUUUGUAUGGAAAACAAAUUAAAACCAGAAACACCAUCAGUCAUACGAACUCUUAAUGAAUGUAAUGUGAGAUCAGUAGUGAUUACAGGAGAUAAUCCAUUUACAACGAUAUGUGUGGCACGUAAAUGUGGAAUUUUACAAAAAGGAAAGACAAUUUAUUUAUCUGAAUUUAAAGAAGAAGAAACAAUGAGUGGUAGUAAUGACAAUGGUCAUACCAGUGGUCAUACCAGUAACCAUAAUAGUAACCAUACCAGUAACCAUAAUAGUAGUCAUACCAGUAACCAUAAUAGUAGUCAUAAUAGUAAUCAUAAUAGUAAUCAUACCAGUAAUCGUAGUAGUAAUCAUCAUAGUAAUCAUCAUAGUAUAUAUAACACUGUUGGUCAUCUUACAACAAGUCAUACUCUUCAAUCCAUCAAUGAUGACCAUCCCUCACCACACCCUCCUCUCACAACUAUUUUAGGAAAUCCAUUGAAACAUUAUCUUCCACUCUAUGAUCGAAUUGUUUGGAGAAAUGUCGAUGAUCACAAUGCACCAGUAUUAACCAGUCGUGAAAUAAUGACCAUGAGUUUUAAAGAUGAAAAUUAUGAAUUAGCUGUUAUUGGUGAAGUCUUUGAUCGUAUUGUAUUGGCACAUAAGGAAUAUAUUGAACAAGUUCGUACGAGUAUUGAUCAUUCCUCCUAUCAUCCAAGAGCUCUGAAUAGUACCAACAUACAUCCAAUCAACAAUCAUAUCUAUGUAGAUACAGAGAAUCCAUCUCUACUUCAUAGAAUAUUAGCAUCGUGUCAAAUCUAUGCAAGAGUUUCACCUUCUGGUAAAAUGAAAGUGAUUGAAGAAAUGACAAAAAUGGAUUACAUGUGUAUCAUGUGUGGAGAUGGAUCUAAUGAUGUGGAAGCACUCAAAUCUGCUCAUGUGGGUGUGAGUUUAUCAGAAGCUGAAGCAUCCAUUGCAGCUCCCUUUACAAGUAUUCAAAACUCGAUUCGAUCUGUGGUUGAAGUGAUGAAAGAAGGAAGAGCAUCACUUUCUACAAGUUUUCAAGUCUUUAAAUUUAUGGCACUCUAUUCUUUAUUUGAAUUCUUUGCUGCUGUACUCAUUUACCGUCAAAAUGCCACUAUUGGUGAUUUUCAAUAUCUCUAUAUUGAUCUAUUUAUAAUUCUACCCAUUGUUUUAUUACAACCCAAUACAAGAGCUUCAACAAGAUUGAAAAAAGAAAAACCACCUGAAUCUCUCUUUUCUCGAUUCAUUCUCGUGAGUUUAUUGGGUCAAAUAUUUUGGGGUUUUUCAUUCAUGUUAGGAGUAUUCUUUGAAAUUUUGUUUAACUCAAAAUGGUAUCGACCAGAUCCAAUACGAAAAGAUCCAAAAGAUAAUAUUGUGAGUUAUGAAACAACAAUAACUUAUUUGGCAUGUUGUUUUUCUGUUAUUAAUGCUGCAAUUACACAAAGUAUUAGCAAACCAUUUAAGAGAAAUCUUUUCACUGAUAAUUUUAUUUAUGUGUUCCUUCUCGUUGUGUUGUAUUUAUUUACAAGUUAUAUUUUAUUUGAACCAUGCUCUUUUUUAAAGAAGGAAUUUCAAUUUAUUGGAUUUCCAAUAGAUUUUAAAUUGAGAAUAUUGGGUUAUGGAUUGGCACAUUUAUUCAUUACCUAUCUAUGGGAAAUGAUACUCAUUUGGAAAUAUCCAUUUAAAAAGUUAUUGAAAUCUCUUACUUUUUAUAAUUUGUUGAGAUUGAUACAUGUUGUUGUGUUUUGUGGAUCUCAAUCAUCGAUGAUGGCAUUGGGAAAUCAUUGGCUCUCUCGUAUUCUAGUUUCAUUAAUGAGAAGAGAAAAAAGAAAAUGGAAAGCUUAUAAACAAUUGAGAGAAAAUCUUGGAAUUCCAAAAGUGAGAGAACGAUUGAUGGAAAUGAAAGCAAUUGAGGAGCCAAAACCAAUUUAUGGUGUCCAUAAGAAAGCGUUGAUCUAUCGCUCAGAAACACAUGGCUCUUCUACCAAAGAAGAACAAAUGUCCUUGUUGGCGUAA